This is a messenger RNA of Leguminivora glycinivorella, 535 nucleotides long. RefSeq lists its product as uncharacterized. The transcript is spliced from 2 exons. Bases 266 to 481 code for a protein of 71 amino acids. The record is from RefSeq and is a predicted model, not a curated record. NCBI's taxonomy places the organism in Eukaryota, Metazoa, Arthropoda, Insecta, Lepidoptera, Tortricidae.
CGAGGCAGUAACGGGCACUUGCCGUCUAGCAGCCACGAACUACGGAGCUACAAACCUGUUCAGUGUACUAUAUUGGUGAUUUAAGUAUAACGUAUCUAAUCUGUUGUCAUAUCAUUCACGGGUGUAUUAAGUAUAAUGUGGUCCGCACAUUAUACUUAAUACAAUCAGUCUAUAUCUUGUAUUGAUGUUUUGGAUUAAUAAAUAAAUGUAUAAAUGUUGUCUUGGUGUUUAUUUCAUCAGAAGUGAAGAGUAACAGCACCACGCCAUGCCACGCCAUCGGAAAAAGUCGAGGCGCCACGCAAAGAAACGUGACACUAGCUCAAGCUCGUCAGUAUCGAGCACAUCGUCUAGCUCGUCAUCGGACUCGGCAACUUCAAGCUCCAGCAGUGAACAUGCCUCAAGAAAAAGAAGGAAACGUGGCCGUAAGAGAUCGCCAACUCUUCCGCAUCAGGUCCUAACGAGUUCCAGGAGUAACUCGUGACGCAGGACGGCCGGAUGUUGUCGCCCUGGCAAUCCUGGCAUUGAUGGCGCCACC